Messenger RNA from Aspergillus saccharolyticus JOP 1030-1, 1269 nucleotides. RefSeq names its product M48 family metallopeptidase. NCBI's taxonomy places the organism in Eukaryota, Fungi, Ascomycota, Eurotiomycetes, Eurotiales, Aspergillaceae. The record is from RefSeq and is a predicted model, not a curated record. Gene Ontology annotation, cellular component: mitochondrial inner membrane. Gene Ontology annotation, biological process: protein quality control for misfolded or incompletely synthesized proteins; mitochondrial protein processing. Bases 89 to 1186 code for a protein of 365 amino acids. The transcript has 9 exons. Gene Ontology annotation, molecular function: metalloendopeptidase activity.
CUUAAUCAUUCAAGGUCCUCUGUUUCAGCCAAGUUGAUCUUAUCUCCAUCGUCAACGUGUGAAUCUGCUACAUGGUCUUAAGACUAGCAUGCUACAUCAAACAAUGGAGCGCGUAAUAUCCCAUGUAUUUCCCCACACAAAGGAAUAUGUCUAUGUGUCAUGGCGAAGCCAUGUCAUCUCCACUAGGACAUUCGCAAGCCAUACCUCGCGACUCCGGUCUGUCCCUCGAGCAUUCCAGAACCCACAAAGCCGGGCCUUCUCAGGCUUUGGUCGUAGAUGCAGCAAUGGACAAUAUAACCGAUUCAAUGAUUCAGGCCGGGGCCCACGGGCACCGCCGCUGAUCCACCACUUAUUGCUGCGGGCGCGUACCGAGCACUUCGUUCUACUCGGCCUUGGCGUAUCGGCAUUCUACUACUAUAAUACGGAGGUGGUGGAGAUGACCGGCCGCCGGCGACUCAACUUCAUAUCCGCUGAACACGAGCUAGAGCUCGGAGAAAAGGCUUAUCGAGAAGUCCUCGCGCAGCAUAGAGAUCAUAUAUUACCAGACUCUCAUCCGGCUUCCAAGAUGGUGCACCGUGUCCUUGAGCGACUCAUUCCUCAGGCCCGCGUGGAAGGCGCGCAGUGGAGAGCUCAUGUCAUCAAGGCGGACGAUGUCAGAAAUGCUUUUGUCCUUCCCGGAGGAAAGGUUUUCGUCUUCACCGGCAUACUGCCUUUCUGCAAAGAUGAAAAUGGCCUGGCUGCGGUUCUCGGUCAUGAAAUCGCGCAUGUUGUUGCUCACCAUGGUGCAGAGGGUAUGACACGGAAUUAUCUUCUGAGGUCUCUUGUCACGGUCGCCUCGUUUCUUUUCGAUAUCUCAGCCAUGAUUCCUGCUUAUCUGUCACAUUACCUGGUCAACUUGCCUAAUUCUCGAGUACAAGAGGCUGAGGCUGAUGAUAUGGGGCUGAUCAUGAUGGCUCAAGCCUGCUACAACCCGGAGGCUGCUAUUGCAUUCUGGCAACGUUUGGUGAACAACAAAGAAGCACACGAAGUCCAUCAAUUCUUGUCAACGCACCCCUCGAAUGAGAAUCGGAUCCAUGCACUGAGUGAGAAGCUCAACACGGCACAAACUAUAUACCUUAAUAGUGGCUGCCAGGUCGCAAACGAAUACAUGCCGGAUUUCAGAAGAGCUUUUGCUUAUCACAAGUAGUGGUCAUAGGCAUGAUACUCGAGACCAUGUUUGCUUCAACCAAGAAAUUGUACAUACACUAAGGUAGUAUUAGCGAAUUCCCC